GUCAAGGGUUUCUGAUCCGUACCUCUCCUCACAAACCCUUGACAGAUUUAGCGAUAAAAACUGUGGCUAAUUUUCAUUGGUUCCAAGGGUAAAGCUUGGAUCCAAUGAAAAGAUAUCUCUCAUAAUCAAAUACGUCAUGCAAAAACAGUAAUGGCUGCCUCCGUAAGUGGAGGCAUGUGCCGACUGUGUUGGGGUCCGGUACCAUUAAAAUACCGGCGAUUAAUCUUUUCAUCAUCAUUUAAGGUUUUAAAACAACUGACAGAAGUUCUGAAUUACAGCCCGAGUCAAAAUGACGGACAUUCCCAUUAUUUGUGUUAUGUAUGUUUCAACAAAUUGAACAAAUUAGAGAAAAUUGACUUUGACGUUGAAAAUAAGUUAAACGCAUUAGCUGUGGAAAAAGCUUCCAUAUUACAAGAAUUACGGAACAAAAAUACUGUAAAUAAACUAUCGUCGAGGGCAAUAGAGACGUCCGUAUCAACGAAGGCUUCAGUUGGAAUUUCCUCGCGUGUGGUUACAUGUCCCAACGAAAAUACUGUCACCCCUACAAAAUGUAUUAACCGCACCAAAAGGACAAUUCUCCACACUCCAACCCCACGCAAAUCCAAGGUGCAUAUUCUUGGAACACCCAGGAAAACAGUGUUGCGGAUGGAAACUUCAGCUUCCUCCAGAAAGCGGCCUCAACAAUUGCUGUUCUCCCCAAUGAAAGCCAAGAUAUCAUACAGAGGACAAAAUGACAGAAAAGUUCGGACAAAAAUAAUAAGAGAGAAAGGACUGUAUAGUGUGAUGGUGGGAAUUGUCAGAGGCAAUAAACCAGAGGUCAUUCUUAAUAAACUGGUGAAAGUUAAAAACUUUAAAGAGAAGGCAGUGAAAGUUCUUUCAAAGUGUGUGAAAGAAGAAUGUAAACUUCUUUGUGGUAAAAAUGAUCCUUCAAUUUUGAGGGGCAAUACCUCUGAGGACAUAAUUUCAAUUGAUUUUCUAAAAAUUGCAAAUGAACUGAAAGAGAAAGCUCCAGCCUUCUCCCAGAUACUGGAGGAUACUAUGAACACUACCAAGCCUGUAGCUUUGGUAUCUUCAGCAGCAGUUAUUUUGCACCACAGAAACCAAAAUAUGUCACUUAUUCACCAUGCUGUAGGUCAGUUAUUAGACCAUGGUGGAGCCACUGAUGAAACAAUAGAUUUGCUUAGAUGCCUUGGAUUUUCUGUGGGCUGUUCAGCUACUCACAAGAAGCAUGUUUCACUGAUUGACAUUCAGAAGAAGAAGAUAGAGAACACAAUUCUAUGUCAGGUGCAUCAAUCAAGUCUUCAGUGCAACAAGAAGAAAACCAAAGAA
Molecule: messenger RNA, 1329 nt
Organism: Magallana angulata
Lineage: Eukaryota; Metazoa; Mollusca; Bivalvia; Ostreida; Ostreidae
Exons: 3
Source: RefSeq, a predicted model, not a curated record